AUGAGGCCUCUACAUACCACCUACUCCGACAUUUGGGUCGCAGCCAUCCUUUUCCUCUCCGCUGCUACUCAAGCCGCCAUGUUCCCAUCGGUCCAACGCAACGCCUUGAUUAGCAGCAGCACCACCGACACGGUCAGCAACCCUGACGCCUCACCAUCGUCCGACGAGUACAGAGCGGAAUACGCAAAGGGACCAAAGCCAAAGCCCAAGGCCCCAUCGGUACCGUCGCCAAAGACUAUAUCUGCGCCCGCCGAUGCGCCCAAGUCGGGCCCUGGCAUGCCCGUUAUCGCUUACUAUCACCCUGAAAAGCUGGACAUGAGGCCUAGCACCGAGACUUAUAUGUAUGGUGGCUAUCGUGUUUCAUGUGGCAAAUAUGCCGGUGGCGAGGAGGGGGACGUAAUGAGAUCGGCUGCCAGCCUUCGCGACACAAAACAGGAUGUCAAAGCAGACGCGGGUAAAUGUAUCAGAGUCGGAUGCAGUGGCUCGAGUGCUGUUUAUUUCUGCAAUCACGACAAGAGCAAGUCCAAGACAGUCGCACACUCAAGCAUCGGUUUCAUGGCCCAGACUCUAUCCGAGCUGUGCUGCCAGCCAACCCCCGGCGGCGGCGAGGCGGGCGAGAUUGUGAAUGGGGACAACAACUACUCGGUGGUCGUCGGGUACGGCGACUGUUCCAAGGGAGACGGGGACGGUCCGUACACCGAACAGCAGGCCAAAGCCCGCCCGAUCUGCCGCGGAAAGCCGGCGCCUUCCAAGAAUAGUGGUCCUGGAGGCGGUGGAAGCGGUUCCUGGAGGGGUGGUGCGUCGUGGACUGCGGCGGUUGUUGGGCUUGGGUUCUUGCUGUAUGCUCGUCUGGGAUAG
This is a messenger RNA of Pyricularia oryzae 70-15, 858 nucleotides long. RefSeq lists its product as uncharacterized. The coding region runs from base 1 to 858 and encodes 285 amino acids. Lineage: Eukaryota; Fungi; Ascomycota; Sordariomycetes; Magnaporthales; Pyriculariaceae. The transcript has 3 exons. The record is from RefSeq and is a predicted model, not a curated record.